ACUUUGAGUUGAGGCAUGAAGCAGUAGAAGCAAAAGUUGAGAAGGAAAAAUGGCCUUGAUUUCCUCCGCCGCAAUCACCACCGUUAACCGGGCCUCCCCCGCACAAGCUAGCUUAGUUGCACCGUUCAUCGGUCUCAAAUCGUCGGCCGGUUUCCCGGUUACCAAGAAGGUCAACAAUGACAUUACCUCCAUUGCAAGCAAUGGUUCAAGAGUCAACUGUAUGCAGGUGUGGCCACCAAUUGGCAAGAAGAAGUUUGAGACACUUUCCUACCUUCCACCUCUCACUCAGGAACAAUUGGCUAAGGAAGUAGAGUACCUUCUUAGGAAGGGAUGGGUUCCUUGCUUGGAAUUUGAAAAGGAUUUGUGUACCGUGAGCACAACAAGUCACCAGGAUACUAUGAUGGACGUUACUGGACAAUGUGGAAGCUACCUAUGUUUGGAACCACUGAUGCAUCUCAAGUGUUGAAGGAGCUUGAAGAAGCUAAAACCGCAUACCCUAAUGCAUUCAUCAGAAUCAUUGGAUUCGACAACGUUCGUCAAGUGCAAUGCAUUAGUUUCAUUGCUCACACACCAAAGGACUACUAAAUUUGAUAUUUGCACCACCCUAUAUUACUACUUUGUUUGUAUUAUUUGACCAUUUGUAAGAACUAUAUUUCCUACCAUUUGUUUUUGUUAUAUGAAUGUAUCAUCAUCCUUGUAUUUUUUUUGUUAUGUAUUCGGAUUUCCUUUGGAAAUUAUGAAUGGAUGAGAACUAUCAUUAAUAAAAUAUGUUGCUUUGUUUUUAAA
Messenger RNA from Vicia villosa (hairy vetch), 786 nucleotides. RefSeq names its product ribulose bisphosphate carboxylase small subunit, chloroplastic. Bases 50 to 466 code for a protein of 138 amino acids. NCBI's taxonomy places the organism in Eukaryota, Viridiplantae, Streptophyta, Magnoliopsida, Fabales, Fabaceae. The transcript has 3 exons. The record is from RefSeq and is a predicted model, not a curated record.